AUGCCCUGUGGGCAGCGGCUUCGUCACCCCAGCCGCGAAGGUUAUGGGCACGCCGCCCCCGGCACGGAUGCAGGCAAGGCCUUCUGCAUGUUCUACGCCGUGCUGGGCAUCCCGCUGACGCUGGUCAUGUUCCAGAGCCUCGGCGAGCGGAUGAACACCUUUGUGCGCUACCUCCUGAAGCGCAUCAAGAAGUGCUGCGGCAUGCACAACACGGAGGUGUCCAUGGAGAACAUGGUGACCGUGGGCUUUUUCUCCUGCAUGGGGACCCUGUGCAUCGGCGCAGCCGCCUUCUCCCAGUGCGAGGAGUGGAGCUUCUUCCACGCCUACUACUACUGCUUCAUCACGUUGACGACUAUUGGGUUCGGGGACUACGUGGCCCUGCAGACCAAGGGCGCCCUGCAAAAGAAGCCGCUCUACGUGGCCUUUAGCUUUAUGUAUAUCCUGGUGGGGCUGACAGUCAUCGGGGCCUUCCUCAACCUGGUGGUCCUCAGGUUCUUGACCAUGAACAGUGAGGACGAGCGGCGGGACGCCGAGGAGAGGGCUUCCCUUGCCGGAAACCGAAACAGCAUGGUCAUCCACAUCCCCGAGGAGGCGCGGCAGGGCCGGUCCCGCUACAAGGCGGACGUGGCGGACCUGCAGUCCGUGUGCUCCUGCACGUGCUACCGUCCCCAGGAAUACGGUGGCCGCUCGGCGGCACACCAGAACUCCUUCAGCGCUAAGCUCGCCCCCCAGUACUUCCACUCCAUCUCUUACAAGAUCGAAGAGAUCUCACCAAGCACAUUAAAAAACAGCCUCUUUCCAUCCCCCAUCAGCUCCAUUUCUCCUGGGUUACACAGCUUUACUGACAACCACAGGCUGAUGAGACGGCGGAAGUCCAUUUAG
Molecule: messenger RNA, 882 nt
Organism: Rhinolophus ferrumequinum (greater horseshoe bat)
Lineage: Eukaryota; Metazoa; Chordata; Mammalia; Chiroptera; Rhinolophidae
Gene: KCNK9
Product: potassium two pore domain channel subfamily K member 9
Exons: 2
Coding region: 1-882 (293 amino acids)
Biological process (GO): potassium ion transmembrane transport; stabilization of membrane potential
Cellular component (GO): membrane
Molecular function (GO): potassium ion leak channel activity
Source: RefSeq, a predicted model, not a curated record